AAGGAUUGUGGACUCGAAAAAAAGCACCUAGCAACGGCCGUAACGAAGGCCACCACGAAUCGUCGAAAAUCAGAAAUCUCAAUAUAAUCGGAAGUUCGGCGCACCUGAGUGUCAGAAGAUCACUCAGCGGAUAUGAGAUAUGAGAAAGAUUCUCAGACAGGAUUUGUUUAUUAGUAUGGAUUAGUUUCACAUAAAUAGUUGUGUAUACAUCUCCAUUUCUCCAUAUUCGCAAAUGCAUUAAUUUCAGUUUAUAAAAAUUAGUUUCAGUCCUUGAUUUUGAGCUUUUCUGGGCAAUUUGGAACUGGAGCCUCGACAGCGAUGAAUAGUUUACCUUUUAUCUUAUACUUCUUUCUGAUUGGGUCUUAUAUUCUAUAAUUAGAUUGAAUCGGGCAGCAGCAAAUAGCAAUUUACGUAUUCAUUCAGAGAAAAUUGGGAGUACCGAAAUUACACCAACCGUGUACCUCCUAGGUGUAAACAACUGCAGUUUACGUACUUCGGAGAGUUACAGCAGCAGCCCAUACUCGUGACCUUGUGCCGUUUGACGUGACACCUGACACUAAGUUGUGUGUAUAGCCUGAUUUGGCUAUUUAUCCCAAAAGUCUCUACUCCUUGAGUUCCUGGCGGACAAAGGGUGGAGUGGGGCCGAGAACUCCAAUUCCAAAUAUAGAUUCGACCUAAAACAGUUCACUUUGUACCGGUGAAUUAAUUAAGACAACAGAACCCAAAAUGGUGUUCAGUCCUUGUUGGUGCCUGGGCUUUGACAAUCAGUGGACGCACAAGAACCAAAAGGUUGAAAAGGAAAUAGUUAUAUUACUAGUUGUCACUUUUGCGUUGGCCUUACUUCUAUCCAAUCUCAACAUCAUGGCGACUUCAGCAAAGUGGGAUUCGCGAUACUCGCAUCCCGUACCCCACACAAACACAUACUAUGCUAAGUGCAUGCUGGGUGGUAUUCUGUCAUGUGGUGUUACCCACACUGCGAUCACACCUCUUGAUGUAGUCAAGUGCAACAUGCAGGUCGACCCCAAGAAAUACACAGGUCUGUUGCAAGGCCUCAAGACCAUCGCAAAGGAGGAAGGUACCUCAGCCUUGUUCAAAGGUUGGGCUCCUACCGCUCUAGGUUACUCAGCGCAGGGUCUAUGUAAAUUCGGUUUCUACGAGUACUUCAAGGAUCUCUACAGCACCAUGGCUGGUGAGGAGAAUGCGUUCAAAUACCGUGGAUUCAUCUACCUGGCCGGAUCUGCCAGUGCUGAGUUCUUCGCUGACAUGGCUUUAUGUCCUAUGGAGAUGGUCAAGGUUAAGGUGCAAACAUCUGUUCCCGGCACCUUCCCCACUUCUUUGGGACCUGCCAUGGCUGCCCUGAAGUCCGAUGCUGGUUCACGUUUCCCCUUCGGUUCGCUCGUACCUCUAUGGUCUCGUCAAAUCCCUUACACCAUGGCCAAGUUCUUCUUCUUCGAGAAGGUUGUCGAGGCGUUCUACACCUAUGUCUUCGUGGAGCCCAAGGAUACCUAUUCCAAGUCCACUCAGCUCGGUAUUACUUUCGCAUCUGGUUACUCAGCUGGUAUCAUCUGCGCCAUUGUUUCUCACCCCGCUGACUCGCUUGUGUCCCUAAUGGGUAAGCCCAGCAACAAGGGCAAGUCUGUUGGACAAAUCGCUGGUGAGGUUGGAUUCAAAGCUCUAUUGACCAACGGUAUCGGAACUCGUAUCCUCAUGAUCGGUACCCUAACUGGUCUUCAGUGGUGGAUCUACGACUCCUUCAAGGUUGCUAUGGGUAUGGGAUCAACUGGAGGUGCCCCCCCUGCUGCUGCCGCCGUCAAGGCAUAAAUGCACUACGUGUGCACAUAAUCUGAGAUUGAAAUGCGAUCAACUGGAGGUCUUGCUUGAUUGUUGUACAUCUUGUCACGUGAUGGACGAUCGUUCGAAGCUGGGACAGUGUGCUGUCGAGAUAGCCAGUAUCUACCCGAUAGUGUAUCGGGGCCAAUUAUUAUUAGUUAAAAAGUGCAUAAAACAAUGCUUUCGAAUGGUAA
This is a messenger RNA of Sphaeroforma arctica JP610, 2024 nucleotides long. RefSeq lists its product as hypothetical. The coding region runs from base 727 to 1821 and encodes 364 amino acids. The record is from RefSeq and is a predicted model, not a curated record. Lineage: Eukaryota; Ichthyosporea; Ichthyophonida. The transcript has 2 exons. Gene Ontology annotation, cellular component: mitochondrial inner membrane. Gene Ontology annotation, biological process: mitochondrial phosphate ion transmembrane transport. Gene Ontology annotation, molecular function: phosphate transmembrane transporter activity.